Dendroctonus ponderosae (mountain pine beetle) is the source of this 1393-nucleotide messenger RNA. RefSeq lists its product as uncharacterized. Bases 109 to 1377 code for a protein of 422 amino acids. Lineage: Eukaryota; Metazoa; Arthropoda; Insecta; Coleoptera; Curculionidae. The transcript is spliced from 2 exons. The record is from RefSeq and is a predicted model, not a curated record. Gene Ontology annotation, biological process: mitotic cell cycle; microtubule nucleation. Gene Ontology annotation, molecular function: gamma-tubulin binding. Gene Ontology annotation, cellular component: pericentriolar material; spindle pole; ciliary basal body.
AAAUCGCACGGCUCUAGGUAAUUCUAAGACUGUCAACAAUAUGUCAACUUCUUUUGAGACAGUGACUGACAAUUUUUGGGGGGUUUUCUGCUGAAUUUGCGCCUAAUCAUGGCCUUAGCUGUAUGUGCUCGCGAUGUUAAGUUCUACGAUUGGCCCAGUUUUCAUUUCAUGGGCGCCUACGAGGUUCCAGCUGAAUACCUGUCAGUAAAGGGCAUUUCCUGGUGCUGUGACGGUUCCAAUCUGCUGGUGAUCAAUAGCAAGGGGGAGCCUCUACUAAUCACGGCGCCUGCCAAGUCCCAAACGAAAAUUUCCAUUCACAAAUGUGUCCCUGUUGUCAACGUCUUUGCGGGCGUGUUUGCCAAAAAACGCUCCAACGAUCUGGCCCUGGGUCUGGAGAAUGGGGAAGUCAACAGGUUCGACUUGCAAACCAAAGAGUUUGUUAGGUAUAAAAAGCUCCCCAGUGGUAUUCAGAACCUGGAUAUGUCCGCGGAUGACCAGAACCUGCUGGCAGGGUGUUUUGACGGGCACAUAUUCCUCUAUGACACCAAAGGAACGCCUUCGGCCAGUCUGAUGGUUCCUAACAGUUAUUCGCUUUCCACUGCGUUGUUUAGCAACUAUUCCAAGCUAGUGGGAGGCGCCAGCAAGGAUGGUUCUUUUGCAGUCUGGAAUGCGGAAACCACUGAUCUGGAGUUCGCCUGCAAAGAACACACGUCCAGAAUCACCGACUUGGGAUUUCUGGAAAACACAGUCACCACAGUGGGGACCGAUGGGUUCCUUUGCAUCUUCGACCUGCGAACCAGCAGCUUGAUCAGCAAGAACAACCUGGAUGGGGCGCUUUCCAGCCUGGCGUAUUUUCCAGGCAGCUACGAUCUGGCGGUCGGCACCUACAACCAGCUCAGAAGCUACGAUGUUCGGAACCUCAACACGCCAAUCCGAACUCUGCUGGUUAACAAUGGAGGCCACAUCAAGAGCAUAGCGGCUUCGCCUAGAGGCCUGGAAAUUGCCCAGAGCAGCCUGGAUAAAACCGUGCCUGCCUCUGGGGACUUUUCCAUUCCGUCCAACUACCCAUCCAGUGGCCGACUGCAGGAGUUUGAAGCAAAAGCGGCCAAACCGAGCCGGACUUACAAGCAGUCCGAGGUCCAGGAACUGGAAAAAUUCAUCAACGACUACAUGAAGUACAUUUCGAUGCAAUUUGCCGAGAAAAUGGCGCAGUCGUUCUACGGCCUGCGGAUCAGCACCAGCAAACAGUUCAUCUGCAUGGGCGAGAAAAUGGAUGAGAGCUGGAAGAACUUCAUUUCGUAUCUGCGAUUUGCUGGCGAGUCCGAUAAGGGAUCCACGUUUUGCUCUAAAGAUUCGCUUAAAGAUAAAGGCAAAUAAAGACUUUGGGCGUAAA